Messenger RNA from Acanthocheilonema viteae, 2589 nucleotides. The record is from the annotation of a GenBank genome assembly. NCBI's taxonomy places the organism in Eukaryota, Metazoa, Nematoda, Chromadorea, Rhabditida, Onchocercidae.
AUGAGCCAGAAGAAGAUACUUGGGACGGUUACAGAAUGUACAGAGAUUUGUGAUGAUUCAGUGUCUUUACUGGGAGAUACCAAUCUUUCAGUUCUAAAUAUUUCAGGACUUUCAACAGAGAAAGAAUGUAGUGAAGUAACGAAAAAUGAUGAGAAGGAUAAGGGAAGAUGGAUUUACGCAAGACCGUCCAGGUUGAAUUUUGCAUCAUUAUUUCACGUUGGAUCGAAUCGAAAAUACAAAAGAAGUAGUAGCGUAGUAGAUAUAGCAUCAUCAAAAUGUGUCGAUGAAAUGAUUCAAAUAAAUAACGAUCGUACAUUAUCUAAUGCAAAUGCUGGCUCGGUACCACAAUUAGAUUCUCGAAUUCUCCAAGACAGCUGUUCAUCAAGUGUCGGUGAACAAUCACAAUUUGCGAAUAGUGAAGAUGAACAUGUGGCCACAUCUGAUGCUAGUUCACUACAAACAGUACCACAACAUUCACCGUUGAGUAAUUCCUCUGCUCGAAAAUAUUGGGAAUGUCCGUUGUGCUUCAUUCGACAACCGUUAGCGAAUUUUCCUCGUCUUUCUUGCUGCAGCCAUCGAUCAUGUAAAAGUUGUCUUGUGCAAUACUUGCAAGUAGAGAUAAUGGAAAGCAGAGUGCAGCUGACAUGUCCAGAAUGUAAUGAGUUGCUUCAUCCAACCGAUAUCUAUUCCUUAAUGGCACAUUGCCCUGAUUUAAUUAAAAAAUACGAAACAUUUGCAUUGAGACGUGUUUUAAUGAUGGAUCCAGAUACUCGUUGGUGUCCAGCACCUGACUGCACAUACGCAGUUAUCGCAACAGCAUGUGCUGCUUGUCCCGAACUACGCUGUGAACGACCCGGUUGUGGUGCACUUUUUUGUUACCACUGCAAAGGACCAUGGCAUGCCAGUCAAACCUGUGAUGAAGCUCGUAAGGAACGUGGAGAAAUAUAUCGACGAGCGGUACCACAACUUUCGACUGCACAAGAAAGCACCCUCAAACGUGGAGAUAUCAAAGCAUGUCCUCGAUGUCGUACAUACAUUGUUAAAAUGAAUGACGGUUCAUGCAAUCACAUGAUUGGAACUCUAAUUGGUGCACCUGUUGGUAUUGCAUUGAUUGCAGGUUUAGCAAUACCAGGCAUAAUUUUUGGAGUACCCGUAUUUGUUGGAAGGAAAGUGAACCAGCGUUUUUCUCAUCUAACUAAAAUUCGUAGACGCUGUUUAACGGCUGGAAGUGUAAUAGGCUCACUUGUCGUUAGUCCAGUUUUGGCUGUAAUGGCUGUUGGUGUAGGAGUUCCCAUUAUGUUAGCUUAUGUUUACGGUGUCGUACCGCUAUCUUUAUGUAGAAAUGGUGGGUGUGGUGUUGGUAGUGGUUCAUCAAAACCAGAUCAAGACGAUCUUGAUAAUGACGAAAUUUGGCAUGAAGUAAAUAUGCGCAGCCAUGAGAAAUCACCGCUGCUGAGCGAUAUGGAGCGGCAGGAUGGUACAUCCGCUAUCACUAGAAUAUCAGUAAAUAGUGGUUUAUCAGCUGCGCAACAGAUGCCUAACCGUUUACAGGUACAGGCAGAAUUAUGUCGUCGCAGGCCGAGCAUAGAAUCAGGGAUCAAUAGCUUGGGUGAUAAAUGCAACUAUGAGGAAGCGAGUACCAAGGCAAUGGCUGGUUCGCAGUAUAAUGAUGACAAGAGUUUGCAAACUGUAUGUUCUGGUCAAGAAGCAGUGAGUUAUUGCGAAGAAGUAGCAAGUAUUGUUGCUUUAUCAGGUUCGGUUGUUGAUGCAAAGUCACUCACUGAUAGUGCCAGUGGACGUGUUUUUGUAACACAGAUGUACUGCCGUGAAAGAGAUCUGAGUCCAUCAUCACAGCAUGCCAUUGUUUGUAAUGAUCUUUCAAAAUCAGGUGAUGAACGUUCUUGCGGAAGUCAGCAGCAUACUCGGCAAGAAACAAUUGCUCAUACUCGAGAAGAUUCUUUGUCGUGGGGUGGUGCUUGCAAACGUCGUGGUCGCGCAACAAGCAUUAUUUCUGCUACAAGUGGCGGUGUAGCAUCACAUCGGGUUGCACAAACAUAUUCCAGUGUAAAAUGUGGCUUCAUUACUGAGAAUGUUUCAGGAGGGGAUUCCAAUGAAUUGUUGCUAAUGACAGAUGAAGCAAUCCCUCAAUCUAGCGAUACAAAUAAAGAUUUAAAGCCGCCAUUUUCAAGUUCGAUUAAAUUUCAUCAGGUUGUGCGUUCCUCUCAUUCAAGUGAUUCUUCUGAUUCGAAACCUGAUCGAUUUCACAUCCGUGCCAUUUUUGAUACUAUGAAGAGAAUCGUUUCGGAUGAUGUUGCUUCUGAAUCUGAAAAAGAAUUGGAAGUUCAGCAAAUCGGUAAUUUUAAUUUCCAUUCGGUUUUGCGCCGUCCAGUAUAUAAGAAUACAAAUUUAAAUAAUACCUAUAGUCAUACUGCUGGUGCAUUUUCGAGUGGCGAUAACCAGCGCGUACUAUCCUCUGGUUCAGAGCAUUCCAUUGCGACAAACUGCACUAAAACAGAUCGCAAUAGUGAUGAAAAGAAUGAUAUAGGAAAUAAACGGCGUUUCUUUCCAAAUCUUUUUAUCAAACGUUGA